UGGUGCGGAGGCUGCGCUGGCGGAGCUCCGUGGUGCUGGUUCCGUGUGAAAUCUGCGCAAACAUGUCGCUGAAGAAGCAGGCGCUGCGGGACCUGGUGGUGGAGCGGCUCGUCGUCGCCGCCGAUGAGAUUUUUGCGCUUUUCGAACGAACCUUUGCGGAAUACGAAGAGGAGUUUUUGCGCAAGAAUCUGCAGCCGCCUCGAGCCGCGCACAAAGACGAUGUCCGAAACCAUCAACAACAGGAAGCCCAAAACGGACGCUUCCUGUUUCCUCCGGUCGCUGUCAAAACUGAAGACGAAGACGCCAAUAAUCCGUCUUUCCUUCAUCACCAGCCCCCUCUUCCUCCUCUUCCUCCUCUUCCUCCUCCUCCUCACCUCUCCUCCUCCUCCUCCUCCUCUUCCUCGGACCCCAGAGCCGAGGCCGCGAGGAUCCGAGCGGAGGGCGAGUCGGAGGAGGUGCCCGGCUGCAGCGUGGACUUACGAUCCGACGACAACGACGACGAGGAAGAGCAACCUUUCAGCUGCUCGGACUCCGACGGAGACGAACCCGAAGGCUGGGCCGCCGCCUCCGAAAUCCCCGACCAGUGCGACGGACAGGGAGCCGGCGAAGAUCCGACGAAGGAAACGGGAGACGGCGACAUUCCGGCGCUGUACAAAAGCCUGUUCUUUCCUGAAAUGGGGGGUAAGAAAGUGAAAAGAAGCGAUUCGAGUGCGCCCAAACCUUUCAGCUGUCCCGUCUGCACGAAGGCAUUUGAAAGCGAGGAACUCUUGGACAAACACGUCGUCCUGCACAACAACCAGACGCCGAUCCGCUGUCCGAUCUGCAACAAGCCGUGCCGGAACAACUCCAGUUUCAAGAAGCAUUUGAACAUUCACACGGAGGAAAGACCGUUCAGGUGUUCGGUUUGCAUGAAAGGCUUUAACCAGAAGUGCAACCUGAAGAGGCACAUGCAAACCCACACGGAGGAGAAGUCUUUCAGCUGCCCGGAGUGCGGCUUGAGGCUGAAGCAGCAGCACAACCUGUUGAGGCACAUCUCCGCCGUGCACCGGGGGGAGAAGCCGUACAGCUGCCCGGUGUGCGAUAAAGCCUUCGCGCAGAAGACGGUGUUUAUAAUUCACAUGAGGACCCACACGGGAGAGAAACCUUUCAGCUGCGCGGUUUGUAAGAAACGGUUCCGAGAUAAGUGCCACCUGAAGAGACACAUCAAAACGCACGGGGACCAGGCCGGAGCGCACGACGAGCUGCACGACUCCAUCUAAACCAACGACCAGAAGAGGAGGAAGGACGUGAGGAUUUAAACGGCACAUACAGACAUUUUUCACAACAGCCGAAAGUGCCGCGGUGGAGGUAAACGUCGCUUACGGUUUAUUGUUUUUCUGUGGCAAAAUGUUUGUGUGUAAAUGUGUGUCGUUUUCUCCAGCAGCUUCAUAAAUCUGCCCCAUCGCCAAAUCUUCAACCAACAAACUCCACAAAGAAUAAACAUUCUAACAUGAACAAUUUAUCCACAAAUAUCAAGAGAAGAAAGACGAAAACGACGACUAGUAUUAGUGACACACUCAACAAAACUAAUAUUACGAUCAUGAAUAAAACAGAAACUCAGACUGAUUCUACAAUUAAAAUUAAAAAUCGAUUUCAUGGUGUUGAUAUUUGUACAGACAGAGAGAUUUGUGCCGUUUAAAUGUUUGACAUGUUUGCUCCGUUUACAUGUACAGGGGUAUUUUUUAAAAACUGAGACAUUUCCCUUCGUCUGUUUCAUCUUUUACACACAAACAGCAGCUUCACUUCUGAAAACAAAUCUUUUUUUAAAACUCCAACUCGAGUGGAGAUUCUAGAAAACUCCGGUUUGGUGUUUGUGUGUAAAGUGACAAACAGAGUUUUAACACUUUUCAUGUGUUUCAUUUUCACACAGCUGAUGUUUCAGAUCCAUGACCAGAGACACAUGAGGCUGUAUCAGAUCUGUGGAGAGGCGAGCCGCUCACUAAUGCACCAUUUUAAACUUUUUUGUGAGUAAAACUGUAAUGAAAUAAACUCUACAGGUUUGAAUCUGAUCCAGCUGCGCCCAGAGACUCGGUGCAGUUCUGACGGCGCUCGAUGUAAACGAAAAGUUUUUUGAAAAGUCUGUGUGCACGAUGUUAUUUUGGAAAAGGGAGGGAGGGAAAUAUUCGUUUCUCAACAAACCCGGCGAUGUGUAAACAAAUCUCUCUGUCUGUACAAAUAUCAACAUCAUGAAAUCGAUUUUUAAUUUUAAUUGUAGAAUCAGUCUGAGUGAACAAGUUUCUUCUGUUUUAUUCAUGAUCGUAACAUUAGUUUAGUUCAGUUUGUUCAGUUUGUCACUAAUGUGUUGUCGUCGUUCUCGUUUCACUUUUCGUCUUUCUUCUCUUGAUCGUUGUGGACAAAUUGUUCAUGAAGAAUAUUUUUCCUUUGUGGAGCUUGUUGGUUGAAGAUUUACACAUUUACACACACAUUUUGCCAUGGAAAAACAUGAACCAAAGUGACAUUUUACUCGACAUUGCGACACUUCCGGACGUUGUGAGAAACGUCUAUUACGCUUUUUUCUAAUCUGAUCUAAUGUUUUCUCAUCACAAACAAACUUGAACUUGUGUUUUGUUUCAUUCACACACGUUUAAACACACAAAUCUGCACAUUUAGACCGAGUUUUACCCUCCGUUCCACCUCGUGAUGUCACGUGGUAACACAGGAAGACGUUUUAAAACUCCGUACACUUUCACUUCAUUUCAUUUCGAUCAUUUCAGACAAUCUUGAAAGUGAAAGUGCGUCACAGAUUUUUAUGUUUCUCUAAUUUUGACUUAAUUUGUUGGGAUCGUAAGUGUUGAAAAUAUAAAUGAUAGUUUUACUCAAAUCAAGAGGCAAUUCGUGAAGAAAAAUUAGAAAACAUGUUGGAAAUUACAUCAAGUCGAGAGUUUCGUAUUUAUGACAUGGCACUGGGAGAAUUUUGUCUGAAAGUUUUUAACAUUUUUCGUCAAAAUAAAUGUGUUAUGUUUUUAUUUGUAAAAUCGUAAUUUCUGUGCAUGUCGGAGGUUUUGAAUUCCCCUUAAACCUAAAAAAAAAAAGCCAUAUUGGGAAAACGAGCGUGUGUAUUUCUGAAAAAAUCUGAAACGCAUUGAUCUUAAUUGUGUUUUUAUUUGGAAAAUCAGUGUAACCUGCCAUAGGCACUUUAAAACUACCACUUCAUGACAUCACAAGGUGGAACAGAGAGUUUUGAGCUUUGGAGAUGUGGACAGACGAAUAGUAAAGAUUUACUCAAACAUGUGAACAGUGUUGAGGAGUAACAGAUUACAUGUACCAGAGUUAAGUAAUCAGAGUACAAAUGAUGAGUAACUGUAUUCAGUUACAGUUACUGUUUCAGUGAAUGGGAAUUGGAUUACAGUUACUUUGUUGAAAUAAAUGGAUUUUACAGAGGUACAUUUUGAGCUAUACCCCCCCCCCCCCACACUUUUUUUCUUUUUUUUUUCCGGUAAUUCCAAUCAUUGCCGGAAACUAAACCAGGUCUAAACCAGGUCUAAACCAGGUCUAAACCAGGUCUAAAACCAGGUCUAAACCAGGUCUAAACCAGGACUAAAACCAGGACUAAAACCAGGACUAAACCAGGACUAAAACCAGGACUAAAACCAGGACUAAAACCAGGACUAAACCAGGACUAAAACCAGGACUAAACCAGGACUAAAACUAGGAUUAAACCAGAACUAAAACCAGGACUAAAACAGGACUAAAACCAGGACUAAACCAGGAC
Molecule: messenger RNA, 3751 nt
Organism: Boleophthalmus pectinirostris (great blue-spotted mudskipper)
Lineage: Eukaryota; Metazoa; Chordata; Actinopteri; Gobiiformes; Gobiidae
Product: zinc finger protein 768-like
Exons: 4
Coding region: 63-1259 (398 amino acids)
Biological process (GO): regulation of transcription by RNA polymerase II
Molecular function (GO): DNA-binding transcription factor activity; RNA polymerase II cis-regulatory region sequence-specific DNA binding
Source: RefSeq, a predicted model, not a curated record